Molecule: messenger RNA, 1422 nt
Organism: Oppia nitens
Lineage: Eukaryota; Metazoa; Arthropoda; Arachnida; Sarcoptiformes; Oppiidae
Product: leucine-rich repeat-containing protein 58-like
Exons: 4
Coding region: 67-1323 (418 amino acids)
Molecular function (GO): protein binding
Source: RefSeq, a predicted model, not a curated record
CAUCCAAAAAAAAAAAAAUCAAUAACUAGUCUCUGAAAAAAUCAAAAACAAAUAACUGACACACAAAUGGCUGAGGCAUCGGAACCGCCCGAAAGCGACAUAUCUUCAGGUGACGACUGGGACUAUAGAUCCCGUUCCUCCAGUGAUACCUCGACAAACAAUAUACACCAUCGAAAUCUACUGUUUACUACUGGCCGUCAGUUAAGCUGCGAUCAGGACACGGGUAGUCUAGAUUUGUCUUAUUUGAAUCUGGAUACCAGUUCACUGGGCGCCAACAUUUCACAAUUUGCCGACAAUACCAAUAAUAUGGGUUCCCAGUUGUCAACUGUCAACAUGAGCGGCAAUCGACUAAUGGAAAUACCCUAUCAGUUAUCAAUGUUUACUAAUCUACAAAUGUUGGACUUAUCCCAUAACCAAYUGGCCGUCCUAUGCGACAGUAUUUGCCAACUGAAUCAAUUGCGUACAUUGAUCUGCGCUAACAAUCAAUUGGACGACAAUAGUCUACCAAAAGAUUUUGGCCAAACUUUUGGCCAAACAUUACGGGUGCUAUCGUUGGGCGGCAAUUUGUUCAAAACAAUACCGCCGCAAAUCCUUGAGCUCCGGGCACUUAAAUCACUGUAUUUAGGCAGCAAUGCCAUCGAGACUGUGCCGCGCGAUAUCUGCCGAUUGGAUUCACUGCGGCUCCUGUAUCUCGGCGGCAAUCGACUGGAAGAACUGCCCGAAGAGGUCGGCCGUCUGCAGCACUUGGAGUCGCUAUCGUUGUGCGAGAAUCGACUGAAAUCGUUGCCAUCGACAAUAGCGCAGUUAAAAUCGUUGCGGUCGCUGGCAUUGCAUCGCAAUCAGUURACAACAUUGCCACCGGAUAUUGUUAAGCUYCGGUAUCUGAUGGAACUGUCGCUUAGGAAUAAUCCACUGGUUAUGCGAUUCAUUCGGGAUAUGAUGUUUGAGGUGCCAUCGCUUAUGGAGCUAUCGGGCAGGGCUAUCAAACUGAAUAAAUUGAACUACAAUUUAGAUGAACUACCUAAUUGUUUGGUCAGCUAUCUGAGCAGUGCGCACCGGUGUGUUAAUCCAAAAUGUAAAGGCGUCUAUUUUGACUCCCGUGUCGAACAUAUAAAGUUUGUCGACUUUUGCGGCUCCUAUAGGGUACCAUUGUUACAGUACCUGUGCUCACCCCAGUGCUCAUCCAUACAUCAAUCAUCGCCGCUAAUGAAUCGUUUGUACAGUUCGGACGAAAAUAAUUCGGACGAAGAGUCCGUCGCCAAUAAUCCGGCAGCCGAUGAAAUGAUUACCGAAUUCAGACUCAAACGUGUACUGUUAGGUUAAAGGGAAGGGUGUGGCGAACCGGGAGGUGUGGACCGGGAGACCGGGCACACCCUACCCCCUACCACACCCUAGAUAUACUCUUAUCAGUGAUAUAUUGAU